UAGUACGUUCGCUUUUACUUUAUGGCACAUUUCAUUUGGCCCUUGUGUCUUUGGUCUACCAACCGUUCCUCUCUCUCUAUCUCUGAUCACUCUCAUCACUGACUGAGUGAGGCCUGAGGACAGCUGAGGAGGAAGGACACAAGCACAAAGCACAUCCGCCAGCUCUUCCCUCUCCCCGGGUUGCGAUUUGGGGCAGCAGAAAAAGAAAGAAUGCGUGGAAUCUGCAUCUUCAAGUCCAAGCUUGCGUUUCUCCUGCUCUGCGUCUGGAUGCUGCUGGGGGCCGCUUCCGCCGCAAAAAUCCAUGCUCCGGCGGCAGGGAACCCGGCCAAUGACCUUGUGGCGCUGAUCAACGGCAAGAGGGCGGCGAGCAAGCUGCCCGCGCUGCGCAACAGCGCCGGCCUGGGGUGCAUGGCGCUCCAGUACAUCUCCGAGUGCAUGGCCAUGGCCGCCGCAGCCUGCAGCAGCGACAACACGGUGGCGUGCCAACCCCCGGAGGCCCACAUAACGGAGGUGUACGCCGCCAACUGCGGCGUGGAGCUCCCCACGGUGGACGUCAUCUCCGGCCGCCUCGUCGGCUGCCACCGGGAGCGCGCCGGCCCGAAGGACGCGCUGCAGGCCUCAGCCGCCGGCAACACCACCAAUGCCACCGUGAUCCUCGGCAAGGAGCACACCCAGGUGGGCGCCGGGUUCGACCGGGCGCACCGCCGGGGGCCCUUCUUCUGGUGCCUCCUCUUCAGCAGCGGCAGCGCCAACUCCACCUUCCUGCUGGAGGCCGGCGGCAGGGGCAUCCGGCAGACCCACGGCUGCUUCAGCGCUCCAGAUCGGACCUCGUGCAACGCCGCGCCGCGGCUCGUCGGCGCGGCGGCUGCGCCUGCACUCCCCCUCCUUGUCUUCCUUCUUCUCUCCUCCUGGUAACAAGCAAGGAAGGAAGAGCCUUGAACAUGAUGGUCUUGUCUUGUGAACCAACCAACAACAUUUGGCACGCCAGACUGAUUGAUUUCCCUUAGCUUUGGUUC
Molecule: messenger RNA, 1016 nt
Organism: Panicum virgatum (switchgrass)
Lineage: Eukaryota; Viridiplantae; Streptophyta; Magnoliopsida; Poales; Poaceae
Exons: 2
Coding region: 211-915 (234 amino acids)
Source: RefSeq, a predicted model, not a curated record